Molecule: messenger RNA, 825 nt
Organism: Saccharomyces kudriavzevii IFO 1802
Lineage: Eukaryota; Fungi; Ascomycota; Saccharomycetes; Saccharomycetales; Saccharomycetaceae
Gene: TRM9
Product: tRNA (carboxymethyluridine(34)-5-O)-methyltransferase
Exons: 1
Coding region: 1-825 (274 amino acids)
Biological process (GO): tRNA wobble uridine modification
Cellular component (GO): nucleus; cytoplasm
Molecular function (GO): tRNA binding; S-adenosylmethionine-dependent methyltransferase activity
Source: RefSeq, a predicted model, not a curated record
AUGGAGGCAAACGAGGCAGCUCGCAAAGAACAAGAGUAUGUUCACAAGGUGUAUAACCAGAUUGCGCCGCAUUUCUCUCAGACCAGAUACAAGCCAUGGCCCAUUGUGACGCAGUUCCUUCAGACGCGUGCAAUGGGCGCCAUCGGUGUCGAUGUCGGAUGUGGCAACGGCAAGUACCUUGGAGUGAACCCUAACGUGUAUAUUAUCGGAUCAGACCGCUCAGACGGGCUCAUUGAGUGUGCCAGGGAUAUAGAUCCGUCAUACAACCUGCUGGUUGCGGACGGGCUGAACCUACCGCACAUGGACAACACAUUCGACUUCGCCAUCUCAAUUGCCGUGGUGCAUCACUGGUCUACGAGGGAGAGACGCGUUGAGGUGAUUAGACACAUUUUAUCAAAACUGCGCCAGGGCGGCCAGGCUUUGAUCUACUGCUGGGCAUUGGAGCAGGGCAGUUCCCGUAGGGGCUACCACGAGGGCAUGGAGCAAGACGUCUUCGUUCCUUGGGUUCUUCCAAAGGACAAGCUCAAACCCAAGUCUACGCCAGUUGCCAAGGCAAAGGCCAAGGCAAAGCCAGACUUGACGAAUAUCCCCCCGAAGGAGCGUUCUGAAUACUUGCAGCGUUGGAAAGAGGAAGAACAACGCGGACAAGGUCUUGGCGACGGUAGUGAUAAGCAUCAGGAGCAGAAACAGGAAGAGGUGAAGUACCGGUACUACCACUUAUAUCGGGAGGGCGAAUUGUCUGAGGAUUGCCGCCAGGCUGGCGCCGCCGUUCAGAGUGAGGGCUUCGAGCGUGACAACUGGUGGGUGGUGGCCCAGAAGAGAUGA